Messenger RNA from Lichtheimia ornata, 354 nucleotides. RefSeq lists its product as uncharacterized. The record is from RefSeq and is a predicted model, not a curated record. NCBI's taxonomy places the organism in Eukaryota, Fungi, Mucoromycota, Mucoromycetes, Mucorales, Lichtheimiaceae. The transcript has a single exon. The coding region runs from base 1 to 354 and encodes 117 amino acids.
AUGCAGUACAUUGUGGCCCGCAAUUCGAGCAGCUGUUUGCUGAAUAACAAGGUGACGUGGAUAUGGCAGCAGCAGGUAACAACGUUGCUUUACAAUGUUAAAAUGACAUACCUCGCUGAAAUUGGAUCUAUUCGCUAUCGCGAUGCAUCGCAUUGUAGCCAGCAAUCAACGCGGCCUUUUGCUGUAUACCAAGGCCACGAUGAUAUGGCAGAAGCAGGCAAUAACGUUGCUUUACAAUGCAAAAUCAUGAUACCUCGCUCAAAUCAGCUCUAUUCGCCAUUCGCAAUGCACUAUCAUCGUGGCCAAAAAUCAACGCAGCCUUUGGCGUAUACCAAUGACACGACGAUAUGGUAA